This is a messenger RNA of Liolophura sinensis, 7690 nucleotides long. Its product is annotated as ankyrin repeat and SAM domain-containing protein 1A-like. Gene Ontology annotation, molecular function: protein binding. The record is from RefSeq and is a predicted model, not a curated record. Lineage: Eukaryota; Metazoa; Mollusca; Polyplacophora; Chitonida; Chitonidae. The transcript has 27 exons. Gene Ontology annotation, cellular component: cytosol. Bases 79 to 4476 code for a protein of 1465 amino acids.
UAUGGCUGAUCAGGAAGAGCCGAAGCCACUAAGGAUCACACUUAUUCCUUUGUAAUUAUUUUAAAACAGCAAUUUACAAUGGGAAAAGAGCAAGAUUUACUUGACGCAGCAAGGAACGGUAAUGUUGUUGCCAUAGAGAGACUGGUUGGUGGCAAAGGCAAACGUGGAGGUCUAACAGCCUUGUCCCUGUCGAGCCUGCGAAGAACUGUAAAUGUGAACUGCUGUGAUGCAAAUGGAGACACGCCUCUUCAUCUGGCUGCCCUGGCUGGUCAUAAAGAAGCUGUGCAGCUGUUGUUGCACCAUGAAGCCUCUCCAAAUAUCUCAGAUGAGAAGGGUUGUACUGCCCUGCACAUGGCAGCCUGGACUGGCAGCGCUGAGGUCUGUCAUCUGCUCCUCACACAGGGAAGUGUGCCAGCUCAAGUGAAUAACCAGAAUAGCGAUGGGGACACUGCAUUACACUGUGCAGCCCAGUAUGGGCAUUACAAGGCUGUGGCUGCUUUAGCAGAGGGUCAGGCAGAUCCAAUGAUACGUAACCUCAAGGAGGAAUCCCCCCUAGAUCUGGCAGCUCAGUAUGGUCGAGAUGAAGUUGUCCAACUCCUCAUGACCAAGCAUCCCUCAUUAGCAUUCCAUGUUCAUCAGAAACACUCCCCUUUACACUUGGCAUCCCGUUUUGGACACGUCGCAGUAGUGCAACGCCUUCUGAACACAGGCUUUGAGAUUGGUCUCAAGACAUCCCAUGGCACAGCUCUGCACGAGGCAUGCUGUUACUGUAAAGCAGACGCCAUUAGAUUAUUGCUUGACAAAGGUAUUCCUGUAUCAGAGAAGGACAGUCAAGGGAAAACAGCCAUUGAUAUACUAACAGCUCUGAACACACAGAUAGCUUUGGACAUGAUAACACUGAUCAAAGAUUAUUUGAAAAAAAGUGAAGCAGCUCAAGGACAUGGUGAAGCAUCCCAACCUGAAGAAGUUAAAAAGGGACCAAACUCCAGUUCUACAGGAACGGACUUGCAUUCCAGUAUAAAGGCUGAAGAAAGCUUACAUUCCAGUGGUACCCAAAAGGGCUCUCAUUCCAAUCCUCCUGAAGUGGGCUCAAACUCCUCUGUUGCCAUAGCAGGGAAGGAGGUUACCCCCUUAUCCUCAGGGCUACAAGUUCAUGUGGAGGACCUGACCACAGAGCCAGAGUAUGACAGCCCUGUAGGGGUAUCUGUCCCUCCGGCUAAUACAGAGACUACCUCACCUAUCUACGCCAAACCUAAUAAACAAAAAGCUGCAGGGGAGCCUCCAUCCAGCCCUGCCCCUCCUCUUCCUCCACGGAACUCCUCUAUGAGGACACCCCCAGGCUCUCCCCCUAAGGGCACAGAACUAACAGUGAUGAGGGGCACUCGUGAAACAUCUCCUAGUUAUAUGGAAAUGGGAAAUAGAUCUUCGGACGCCCUUGCAAAAACUCCUGGAAAACCUCCACGUAAGAAAGGCCCGAGAGCUGACCAAUCAUCAACACAUUUUCGUAGUUAUGCUGAAGCUGACCAAUCAGAAAAACAGACUGUGAUAGCCAGUGAAUCAAUCUGUCAGACAGAGUCUGCUCCUGUUCACACGCAACACACAACACAACCUGCUGAGGAUGGGACUGUGUAUGAACAGAUGAACCGUGUGUCUGACGUAUCAAAUAAGUGUGAUAAAACUGAGGACAGUCAUGGCUCUCUAUCCCCACAUGAAGACACUCUCUAUGGAAAUUUGUUACAAGCUGCUGACAAGACACUCUCCAACAUACAGCAGACUCUGGAAAAAACUGAUGUUGACACAACAAAUGAUUCCAAGGAAAACAUUCCUCCUGUUGUUCAGUCAGGUGAUAGUAAAGACAGAGGAGAGAAAGGAACUGGUGAAGAGACAGUUUCUCCUGGUGGUCAGACUGGGACUGAUUACAAGGGAGAUAAAUCUGAAUGCAGCAGUGUAACGUCUGAAAAGCAACCAGUGAACAUGAGGAAUAAUAAAAGUUCCACCAGUAGUGAGGAAACAAGAGAUUCUGUAGGAUCUGGUCGAGACUCCAGGCCUCCCUCCCUGGAAUUCGACAAUGUCAGAUGUCGGCUAUUAAGUCAGGAAAUACCCCUGACCCCCACAGGUUACUCUCAGCCCCCUACCCCUGACCACCCCCCUCCCUCACCCCACACCGCUGUCCUGGGGAUUCACGAGCGCAUCAACCCCAUGGAUAAGAGAAAAUCUCGUGACAUUGAGACGCUGACGGAGCCCUCGCUACUAGGAGGUAUUCCCGAGAGGGACCCAGAAAUGGAAGAGUCUGAACAGGAAACAGAAUCUCAGUCUGAGGAGACCCCGUCUAAACCUGAACCCAAGGAGGGCAGGGAUGGGGCACCGCUACCUGAACAGGGUAGCUCCACAACGUCUUCCCCUCAUACCUCUCCAGUCACCACAUACACUACUUCAUCAUCUGUGAUGACGUCAUCCAGUACUUCCACAUCUACUUCAUCCACUGUUUCAUCCAGAAGCCAAACUUCAUCAAGCCCAUCCACAUCUACAUCCCAGACCACCAGCACCACGAGUCCGUCUAACACCGUCACUGGAGACACCAGCGUGGUGACAAUGGACAGACACAAGGACAGCCAGAUGGACACAGACUCAGGUGUCCCUAAUAAAGGUGCUGUAGACAGUGGUAGUGCUGAAACUCUGCCCAAUGGUGUCCAUGUAGUGAUGAGACGGAAGAGUCGCACCCCUUCCUCCUCCAGUGACAGCACUGAGAAACAGAGUGGUGGCAGUAGCUCUGACAGUAUCAACACCGUGUCAGAUAAGGACAUGGAACCAUUCUCUGGACUACUGAGGGGCUCUCAACCAGGAGGAUCUCGUAAUGUUGUGUCUCAAAUCUAUCAAAAUGUCGUGAUUCGCCGGCCAAAGUCGCGCUUCAAACGCCGCUCAGCUCCAUCGGCCAUUGUGGCCUUUGACCCCCUGAUGGAGAGAGAAGACGAGAUCAAUGCAGAUAAAUUUAUGGAAGCCAUCGAUCAGGCGAUUGCAGAGGGUGCUGCAUCAGGGGAGACUACUGAGCCUGUAGAGGAAGCAAACUUUGAUGACAGUGAGGAAUGGGCCAAGAUCGCGGCUAUAAUGGCUUCAUUUGGGGCAGGAAUUGCAAGAGAAUCUGUCUUCAUCCGGGAUUACGAGGAGGACUUUGCCAACUUGCUGGGAGGUAUUCAAAAUACAGGUAAAAUCCUGAGUGUGGGAGACUGGCUGGAAGGCUUAGGUCUGGGACGAUAUGAAAACACACUGGUUGCCAAUGGAUUUGAUGAUCUGGAUUUUAUCGGUGGUACAAUUCUGGAGGAGGAGGAUCUCAAGACAAUAGGCGUGGAAAAUGAGGAUCAUAGGCGGAGGAUACGAGAAGCGUCUAGACUGCUGCUUCCUGUUGUGCCUAUAGGUCCCACCCACAUGCCAUCCUCAGUAGAAAACUGGCUCUCCUCCUUAAGGCUCUCCGAGUACACCGAUGCUUUCAAAUCACAUGGCUACACCUCCAUGGAUAGAGUUCGGAAACUAUGGGAGUUAGAACUAGCUACAGUAUUAGAUAUUACCACUUUAGGUCACAGAAAACGAUUGUUGGCAUCUUUAGGAGAAAGACAGAUAGAAAAAACGGAGAAACUCCAGGUGGAUGUCACAGAAUGGAAAAACUCUGGUCUGAAUGAUGAAUCCCCAGUGUCAAAACCUCAGCCGUCUCCUAUUGAGGGGCUAGACUUUUACAAAGAUUAUACCAAAGUGAAGCCAAAGCCUCGGGAAGCGGCUGCUGAUACAUCUGCGUCCUCGCAAAACUCCAUCAGUCAGGUAGAUAGCAGUGAGGAAGAAGACUCUCUGAAGAGAUCGGGAAGAAGUUUACGAGACAGCACAAUACACAUUCGUCCUCCUCACAUGGCCCAUACAACCAGCCCUGUGACUCAAUGGAGGCAUCGACCAGAGAAGCUGAUUAAAGGCUGCUGUAAUUAUGUGGCACAGUAUUUAGGUUCAACGUUAGUCAAAGAGCUACACGGAAUAGAUUCAACUCGAGAAGGAAUGACCAAAAUGAAGCUCAAAUUUAGGAAAAAAUUCCAGAAUUCUGCUGAUGCAUUAGGUAAAAUACCAGUGAUUAUGUUGUCCAUAUCAUACAAGGGAGUCAAGUUUAUUGAUGCCAAAACUAAGAGAGUUGUCUGUGAACAUGAAAUUGGGAACAUCUUUUGUGCAUGUCAAGAUCCAGAAAACUUGAACUUUUUUGCUUACAUCACCAAAGACAGAGAGACCAGUAAACACUAUUGCCAUGUGUUCAGCGUAAGCCGAACGGACCUGGCAAGGGAGAUAAUUCUGACACUAGGUGAAGCUUUUGAAAUUGCCUACCAGGUGGCUCUGAAAGAAAAGGCUGAGGAAGAGGCUUUAGAGUUUGAGAAGAAGUUAGGCCAAGGAAGUGACGCUGAGGACAGUGCUAGUCACUCUUCCAAAACAUCCUUGAAUACAAUCUGAGCUGGAAAGGUAGUACAGAUGGAGAUGCUGAUUAUUGCUGACCACAGACCAAAUAGUGCUGGACCCCUGCCAGAGAUGUCCUUAGUGCUGAUUGGUAGUGCCAUCUAUUUAUGGCUGUCACUCCACAUGUGGGAGAUAACUACUGGUAAUUGACAGCUCUGUGUGGUGUAUACUAUAGAAUGUAAAUGUUACAUCACUAAUUACCAUCUCUGAAAACUGUAAUUGUUACAUUUGAUUCUGAUCUCCUUUAAAACCGUGGACUUCCUUUUAUUUAGAAGCAUUUUGUACAUUACUUUUCCAUUGCUAUUUUAUAGAGUUCCCUUUGAAGGGUAGUUUUAUACCAGAUUUUUUUUUCUGUAUGAUCUUUUUACCAGAUGUACUCUUUAAAAUCAUAAGCUCACAAAAACAUUUUUAGAUAUGUGAUAUUUUCAUGACCAGUCAUGGGUCAGUAAGAAAGCAUUUGGUAUUUGUUUUGUGUGUGUUUCCAGAAGGAAUAUGAAGGUGAUGCUUUUUACAAUGGUGAAACUGCCACCAAAGCAUUAUUGAGAUCUGUACUUUGUACAGGCCAGAUAUGGUGUCUUAUUGUUUGCUACAUGGUUUGUGGGUUGAGUGUAACCAAUUACUUCUGAAACAGGACCAGAAAGUCAACAUUAAUACCAGUUAUUUAUUACUCAGGCCUUACUUGGGCAUUGUUGUAUUCUUGUAUUUUAUUUUCAGUUGUAUAUGGUCCACUUGUAUUUCUCUUUCCCCAUGCCAUAUACAGUUAUGUAUGUCUCAAGAUAAAGGAAAUGUGUAAAAAGGCAUUCAUUAACUGUAUGUUUACCAGACCUUCAAGAUCAAAUAACAUACAGUACAGGCUGUGUCUUGAUGUUUUGAACUGAAAUGGCUUCCAUCAAAAGUGCACUAUCAUGUCCUGUAAUUAAUCUCCCUUUAAAUUUUUUCACCUUUGCCAUUUGCACACAGUUAGCAGGACUUUGUAGUAUAGAUCUGUGAAAUUUAGUUUUGAGUCUGUUUUUACCCAAGCUUAUUGUGAUUUACAGUACUCAUUUAUUCAUAUAUCUUUGUAAAAGUUUGUAUAUAAUGGAUAUCACAGUGUCAUUUUCCAAUCAUUAUGUUUCAUCAGUAGCCAUAGAUUUAUGCACAAUUCUCAUUACUUCAUGUUAUUGGAUCAAGUAGAUUCGAUCUGUCUGGUUUCGUUAAACUGCACAGUGAUGCAUACAACAUUUUUUUGUCAAACUGCAUGUGCAUAUUGGAUACAUUUGAAGACAAUUUUUUGAAUGUGGUCUGUCAAUUAUAAUAAUAAUAAUAAUAAUAAUAGUGUGUCAUUCAGGUAUUAUCUUUUAAGGAACAAACCAGUAAAUCUGUAAUAGUGUUAAUUGUUUCAAGUGUAAACCUGUUUUCUAGUGCAGUGGUAUAUAUAAGUACAUGGCUCUUGGCUGGUGAUGAUCGAGGCCUUACUCUGUACUGGUCACUAUGGACAUGUGUCCACUAUUUAUCUACCUCUCAUGGUAUACUUUGGCUCCUGGCUAAAGGAGCCCUUAGAGGACACAAACUGAACAGCUGCUGAACUGUACUGACUUACUAUGUCUGUAUUAGCCAGAUGUCAGAUGGCUAUUCUUGUUAAUAGACAGCAAUAGACAGCCACUAUGCAACGUGAAAUAGACAAUACCUCAGAUGGUGCUGUGGGUUCUUGUAUGUCAUGUAUCAGCCAGCAUUCCUUUCUUACAGGGAAGUGAUGAUAACAUGGCAUUCCUUCAGUGACAUCUGUGAACAGUAGUCUGGCUUUGUGUCUUGGAAACCUUGGGUUUGGGCACUGAAAAUAGUAUAAGUAUGGGAAAUUGUAAAAAUAAACAAAUUGCAAAAGGCUUUCUCACAGUAGGAAUAGUUCCUAAACAGAUAUAUCACUCUCCAAUUAUUUGAGCAGAUUUGGAUAUUUAAAAGAAAGAAUAACAAGAUUGGUUCUUUUUGUAUUUUGGUCUUUUUGGUUGGGUCUUUUUUAGAUCUCCCCAAAACAAGAAAAUGAUGUGCAUGAAAGCCUUGAAGACCGACAAAAGAUGUGCCAGUGGUAAAUCUUUUUCUCCAAAACUAACGAGGUUUCACUUGGUACAUGUUUGAUGUAGUGCUUUUCUUGGAAGUUUCCUGUAGAAGCAGCUUGCCUUGUGCCGAUACACGUGAUACAAGCAAAAAUCCAGUGGCAUAACAACAUACCAAUAGUUAAAAAAACGCUACCAUCCUUUGUGAAAAAAAAUAUCUUUUUGCGCAGUUUUCAUGAAGCCUCCCUCACCUUACACCUAUAAUAAGAGCAGACCCAUUCGACUUGUCCAGAAGACGCCAAUACGGGUACCGUUAACGUAAAAAUCCCUUAUUCCUUACCGAAUACAGUUCAGCUAGCUUGCCAGAAACAAUUAGUCGAAUGUGUUUCUGCUAUUGGUCAUGAUGGAUAUUUUUGGGAUGGGAAACUAGAGUGCAAUUGGCAAUCUGAAAGGAUGUGGACAAAGUGUACUUUCUGUACUGAGCCAAAACAAAUGCACGCUGACCGCAUGCCAUUUAGCUAUCAAAGAACGUCUGAUGUUUCUUUUAAUACCAGAUAAUAUAUUAACGUCGUCAUGUUAUUUGUUAUCAAAAAUUGCAUUGCUGACUAUCAUUCUUGCCUACACCGGUGCAGGGAGGGUGCGCGUCUCGUACAUCGACCAUAGCACAGCUGUUUCAAGCAUGGGUUAACUCCCUUUACCUUCCCGACAGCUGUGGUCGCUACAUAUGCUUGGGGCGAGCAUUGUUUUCUUCCAAGGUAUCCUACAGACAGCACAAAAAUCGUUUUUGUAACACCCAGUAAGCCAUGUUCCUUUAUGGAGUUUUCUGUGGUUUUCAGAGAAAACAGUACGAAGAAAGAGUAUUAAAAGCAUUAAGUGUAUCUGCAUUUUUACCAUAACCGUAUCUGUCGAUCUUUUUAUCAUAGUGUAUUGCUCCAUGGUGAUACGACAAUGGAAACGUUAAAAUCUCGCCGAAAUAGUACAAUAAAGUAAACAUAUUAAGUCAUUUUCUAGAUCUUGCUGAUGGUACGUUGCUGGCGUCAAGUGAUGAUUUUCUGAACAAAAAACUAAUUAGGUUAAAGUUACAUUACUAUUAAUUCUGCGCCGUCAUGGAACCAGAAUUUGCUGAAUAUACACAAGUUUGAAAGGCUAAGCAUCCUGUCUUCAAAUAAAAUGUUUAAAUG